This is a messenger RNA of Gadus morhua (Atlantic cod), 4261 nucleotides long. RefSeq names its product nucleolar protein dao-5. The record is from RefSeq and is a predicted model, not a curated record. The coding region runs from base 134 to 3838 and encodes 1234 amino acids. Lineage: Eukaryota; Metazoa; Chordata; Actinopteri; Gadiformes; Gadidae. The transcript has 32 exons.
CGUCAUCAGAGUGCGACGGGCGCACUUUUUAAACCGCCUUCCGUGAAUAAACUUUUCAAACGACAAUUCUAAUCAAAAGUGUCGUUCUGACAACAACAACGUUUUUUUUUCCCGGCAGCCUGUGCUGUUUAAAAUGGAUAAAGUCACAGACACAUCACAUACUUGUAUCAAAGACGGCCCAUCAGGGUUAUCGAGCGACAGCAGUGAUGACGAGCCACUGGUGAAGAUCGCCUCCAAGAGUCCUCAGGUGACCAUGCUUCUGAAGGUGAUGGUGGAGCGGUGUCCGGUUAAGGAGUUUGGGAACAGGUGUAAAGGCACAGAGCUCCAUCUGCGGCUGGACCCCAGCGACUCAGACGAGGAAGCCGAAAGACAAAGGCGUAAACAGGACGGCAAAACAGGCUUUUGGAAAAUGGAGGAACGGGACAAAAGUGUUCUGGACAGUGCUGAUGACGAAGAUGAUGUUCCUCUGGUGAACGUACUGAAGAAUCUAAAGGAUAAGAAACAGUCUGAGCAGACAGCAGGUCAGACCCUCAACUCUGAGGGUCAAACGCAAGACGAUGUUCUGAACAGUUCUGAUGAUGAGGAUGAUGAAGAUGAUGUACCUCUGGGGAACGUACUGAAGAAGACAACGGAGGAGAAACAGUCUGAGCAGACAGCAGGAGACUCCUCAGAUGAUGAGCCCUCGUCCAAAGUAGCAAAAACUCGCUCAUCAAAGAAAGCCUCGGCCAAUAAGAACCGUUCUAGAAGCAUCAAUAUGGGGAAAAGAAGAGCAGUUCUGAACAGUUCUGAUGAUGAGGAUGAUGAAGAUUAUGUACCUCUGGGGAACAUACUGAAGAAGCUAAAGGGGGAGAAAACUUCUGAGCGGACUGCAGGUCAGAGCCUCAGUUCUGAGGCUCCACAGACACAACAUGAGGGAGACUCCUCAGAUGAUGAGCCCUUGUCCAAAGUAGCAAAGUCUUGUGUAGCAAAGAAAGCUUCAGCCAAUCAGAACAGAUCAAAAAAAAUCCAUAUGCGUAAAACAGCAGUUCGGCAUAGUUCUGAUGAUGAAGAUGAUGCUCCUCUGGUGAACUUAACGAAGAAGACAACGGAGGAGAAACAGUCUGAGCAGACAGCAGGAGACUCCUCAGAUGAUGAGCCCUUGUCCAAAGUAGCAAUAACUCGCUCAUCAAAGAAAGCCUCGGCCAAUAAGAACCGUUCUAGAAGCAUCAAUAUGGGGAAAAGAAGAGCAGUUCUGAACAGUUCUGAUGAUGAGGAUGAUGAAGACGAUGAAGAUGAUGAAGAUGAUGUACCUCUGGGGAACAUACUGAAGAAGCUAAAGGGGGAGAAACCUUCUGAGCGGACUGCAGGUCAGAGCCUCAGUUCUGAGGCUCCACAGACACAACACGAGGGAGACUCCUCAGAUGAUGAGCCCUUGUCCAAAGUAGCAAAGUCUUGUGUAGCAAAGAAAGCUUCAGCCAAUCAGAACAGAUCAAAAAAAAUCCAUAUGCGUAAAACAGCAGUUCGGCAUAGUUCUGAUGAUGAAGAUGAUGCUCCUCUGGUGAACUUAACGAAGAAGACAACGGAGGAGAAACAGUCUGAGCAGACAGCAGGAGACUCCUCAGAUGAUGAGCCCUUGUCCAAAGUAGCAAUAACUCGCUCAUCAAAGAAAGCCUCGGCCAAUAAGAACCGUUCUAGAAGCAUCAAUAUGGGGAAAAGAAGAGCAGUUCUGAACAGUUCUGAUGAUGAGGAUGAUGAAGACGAUGAAGAUGAUGAAGAUGAUGUACCUCUGGGGAACGUACUGAAGAAGCUAAAGGAGGAGAAACCUUCUGAGCGGACUGCAGGCCAGAGCCUCAGUUCUGAGGCUCCACAGACACAACAUGAGGGAGACUCCUCAGAUGAUGAGCCCUUGUCCAAAGUAGCAAAGUCUCGUGUAGCAAAGAAAGCUUCAGCCAAUCAGAACCGAUCUAAAAAUAUCCAUAUGCGUAAAACAGCAGUUCGGCAUAGUUCUGAUGAUGAAGAUGAUGCUCCUCUGGUGAACUUAACGAAGAAGACAACGGAGGAGAAACAGUCUGAGCAGACAGCAGGAGACUCCUCAGAUGAUGAGCCCUCGUCCAAAGUAGCAAAAACUCGCUCAUCAAAGAAAGCCUCGGCCAAUAAGAACCGUUCUAGAAGCAUCAAUAAGGGGAAAAGAAGAGCAGGGUUAUCGAGCGACGGCAGUGAUGACGAGCCACUGGUGAAGAUCGCCUCCAAGAGUCCUCAGGUGACCAUGCUUCUGAAGGUGAUGGUGGAGCGGUGUCCGGUUAAGGAGUUUGGGAACAGGUGUAAAGGCACAGUUCUGAACAGUUCUGAUGAUGAAGAGAAUGUACCUCUGGGGAACGUACUGAAGAAGACAACGGAGGAGAAACAGUCUGAGCAGACAGCAGGAGACUCCUCAGAUGAUGAGCCCUCGUCCAAAGUAGAAAAAUCUCGCUCAUCAAAGAAAGCCUCGGCCGAUAAGAACCGUUCUAGAAGCAUCAAUAUGGGGAAAAGAAGAGCAGUUCUGAACAGUUCUGAUGAUGAGGAUGAUGAAGAUUAUGUACCUCUGGGGAACGUACUGAAGAAGCUAAAGGAGGAGAAAACUUCUGAGCGGACUGCAGGUCAGAGCCUCAGUUCUGAGGCUUCACAGACACAACAUGAGGGAGACUCCUCAGAUGAUGAGCCCUUGUCCAAAGUAGCAAAGUCUCAUGCAGCAAAGAAAGCUUCAGCCAAUCAGAACCGAUCUAAAAAAAUCCAUGCACGUAAAACAGCAGUUCUGAAUAGUUCUGAUGAUGAAGAUGAUGCUCCUCUGGUGAACUUAACGAAGAACACAACGGAGGAGAAACAGUCUGAGCAGACAGCAGGAGACUCCUCAGUUGAUGAGCCCUUGUCCAAAGUAGCAAAAACUCGCUCAUCAAAGAAAGCCUCGGCCAAUAAGAACCGUUCUAGAAGCAUCAAUAUGGGGAAAAGAAGAGCAGUUCUGAACAGUUCUGAUGAUGAGGAUGAUGAAGAUGAUGAGGAUGAUGAAGAUGGUCAGACCCUCAACUCCGAGGCUCCUCCAACACAACACGAUGAUGACUCCUCAGAUGACGAACCAUUGAGCAAAUUUACAAACACUCGACGUUCAAAGAAAGAGGAGGCAAAUCCGAUCGAGUUCAAGAGCAGCCGCAGAACUAACAAAAAGAAAAUAAGAACAGGGUCUUCCAGUGACGACUCGGACUAUGAUCCGAGUAAGAAGACGGCCCCCAGACCUUCACCCAAGAGCCGGAAACCUCAGCCUAAACCUCAGCCUAAACCUAGGAGGCGCAGGCAGAAAGACACAGAGUCCUCAGAUGGGAGCUCUGAUGAUGACGUUCCGCUGGUGAACCUGGACAGGAAGGAGAACCAGUCCACCACCAAGACCGGCACCAAGACUAGGUCCACACCGGCCCAGAGGUCUACAUCCAAACCCCCCACAAGGGCACCCAGGAUGCAUGCGUCCGCAGCUGAGAGCUCUGAUGACGAACCUCUGCUCAACCUGUUAAAGAAGCCGCUCAAAGACGGGACAAACAAAAGUUUGUCGCAAGGGAAUGGCCAGAGGACAGAGAAGAGAGACCAAACUCCUUCGAAUAACAACCGAGGACCAUCAGGAAAGGCCAUAGUCACCAAGAAGAUGAAAAGACAAAGGGCUUGCAAUAAUGGGUUAUCGAGUGACAGCAGUGAUGACGAGCCACUGGUGAAGAUCGCCUCCAAGAGUCCUCAGGGGACCAUGCUUCUGAAGGUGAUGGUGGAGCGGUGUCCGGUUAAGGAGUUUGGGAACAGGUGUAAAGGCACAGAUGUUUCUUUUUUUCCCACACAGAAAUAACUAGGACUGGUUCGUAGGGCCCGCUUAGCCUGGGUAUACCCAUGCUGCCUUGUGCGCAAUUUCAUUUUGCGCUGCCGGCUGAAGCAGAAACGACAGCUUUGAAAGAAUGCGGAAGCCUUCUACACUGGAGCAGUUCAUGUUGCAUUUUGGAAAUGUCUAGAUAGUUAGUCAUAGAAAAUGUUUAAAUGUUUUUUAAAAUUCAAAAGGUUUUAAUGAUCAUUUCGAUAUUUUAUUGUAGUGGAACAUUUUUAUUAGAUUAUUUUCUGUACCUUUUUAUUUAGAUGUAUGCAUCAUUUUAUAUAUUGUCCAUAGUAUGUCACUGAAGUUCAACUGAAGUUCAAGUUCAAAUGUUUUGAAAAGAAAAAUGAAGUGGAAAAUGAUUUUGUCAUUCAAAAGUAUUAAAUCGACUUUCAUACAUGAUCA